Messenger RNA from Clonostachys rhizophaga, 1596 nucleotides. The record is from the annotation of a GenBank genome assembly. Lineage: Eukaryota; Fungi; Ascomycota; Sordariomycetes; Hypocreales; Bionectriaceae.
AUGGAAGGAAAGCCGCAUUCGACCACGAAACUCCCCAAGAUCCGACUCCAAACCGACUUGCCACCCCUCAUGCCUACCCCUUCACAGCAGGGCGUCCAGGAGUGGGACGAGGUUGACACUGAGAUGCAGAAUGGCGGUCUGCUACUGCAGAGGGACGAGUGGUCGCCGUCGUGGAAACCUAUCGCAUCUGUCUACAAUGCUCCAAGACAUAUCCUGUCAUUCGUCGGUGCCGUUUUCCGCUUCUCGAGCGGCCCCAGAACCAUGGCAAAGAUGAGGCCAACGGCGUAUCUCGACGGCCUUCGAGGCUUUGCCUGCCUGAUCGUCUACUUCCAUCAUCACCAGCUGUUUGCGCACUGGAAGAAAGGUCAGGCCGAAUUAUUCGAGAGGGGAUUCGGCUACGGUGGUAAUUAUUAUGCCAUCGCAUUUCCGUUCAUUCGGAACUUCUUCAGUGGUGGGCACUUUGCCGUCUCAAUCUUUUUCGUCAUGUCGGGUUACGUCCUCUCCCUGAAACUUCUACAUCUUAUCCAGGCGGGCGAUCAUAUUCAAUUGGGCGAUCAUGUCGCAUCUUCCCUCUUUCGACGGUGGCUUCGCCUAUUCAUUCCCCUAUUUGUCACUCUUGCGAUCUACGCAAGUUUACUGCAUUCCUUUGGAGGUAUCACACCAGGAGACAAAUUGCUCGUCAAGCAAGGCAGCUGGAGGGACGAGAUGUGGAACCUCUACUGCAAAUUCAAAAAUUUCAGCUACAUAUUUGGCGAUGGAGGAGAGCCUUUCUUCACGUACAACAGCCAUCUAUGGUCUAUACCCGUGGAGAUGAAAGGGUCCAUCCUCGUCUAUACCUCCCUCAUGGCCUUUUCCCGCUGUACACGCAACGCAAGGCUCUGGGGCUACGUCGCCCUCUUUGUAUACUUCAUGUAUAUUUGUGACGGCUCCUACUACACUUUUUUCUGCGCAGGGAUGCUGCUUUGUGACCUGGAUCUUCUUGCAGAGAAAGAUGAACUGCCCGGUUGGAUGGCUCGUUUGACCCCGUACAGAAAAUGGAUUUUCUACCACCUAUUCAUCGCCAGCCUGUACCUUGGCGGUGUCCCAUCAUUCAACGCUGAAAUCAAUGACCUCCGAGAGAGUCGCGGCUGGUACUUGUUGUCUUUAUUGAAGCCACAAGCGGUGUUUGACCCUAAAUGGUUCUACCUGUUCUGGGCAUCUCUCUUCUUCGUCUCAUCGAUUCCACAUUUACCAUGGCUAAAACGAUUCUUUGAGACAAGUUUCUGCCAAUACCUGGGCCGCAUUUCUUUCUCGCUCUAUCUGGUCCAUGGGCCAAUUCUAGCAGUAGUCGGUGAAAGGCUCUACAUGCUCACAGGCUGGGUUGGGGAUGAACCAGAAGACAUCAUGUGGUGGGCGGACAGAUUCCCACUACCUGGAGGACCACUUGGAUUCGAAUUAUCGUUCCUUGCUCCGCAUUUGAUACUCCUGCCAUUUACUUUAUUUGUGGCAGAUUUGGUGACGAGGGGCAUAGAUACCCCGAGUGUGCGCUUUGCAGCGUGGCUUUACAAACAGACACUGGGAGAUGCAUCAAAUGGUGGUAAUAAGACAAAGGCGUAA